Messenger RNA from Zootoca vivipara (common lizard), 2394 nucleotides. Lineage: Eukaryota; Metazoa; Chordata; Lepidosauria; Squamata; Lacertidae. The record is from RefSeq and is a predicted model, not a curated record.
CUAUAUCCUACGCCUCUUUAUACCAUUCUUCCAUUUUAUAUUCUUCUUGCCCCUUCCAAUGUGUUCUAUCGUGUUUUAUGUGUUCUGUUUUCUUCCUACCUUCUCAACAGGUUAUUGACUUUAAUCAAUAUAGAUCUAUAUAUCCUCUGGGUUGACAUCGUGAUUCACAGCGAUGGAGGGCAGCUUGCUCCCGAGAAAGCAUGGAUCGAACUGGGGUGCGACGGUCCCCAGGCCAGGGAUUGUUGCAAAGUCGGGCUUUCUGGUGCAGAAAAAGCAGCCCAAGGCAGAGCAGCACAUGGUGUACUUUACACUGGCGUAACUUACAGUGGCUUCCUCUAUGCCAGCUUCUCAUGCACAGAAUUGUUUCCUUGGAGCGAUUAUUGCAGCCACGGCCUCAAACGAAUGGAAAGUGACGAGCAGGGCUUCGUCUGUGAUCACAGCGACGUGGGUCUUCCAGGGUCUCUGGAUGAACUGUGCAGGAAACGCUCUGGGUGCUUUUCACUGCAGACCUCACCUGACCAUCUUCAAAAUAGAGAGUUACAUCCAAGCCUGUCGAGGACUCAUGAUUGCCGCUGUCUGCCUUGGAUUCUUUGGCUCCAUCUUUGCACUGGUUGGGAUGAAGUGUACGAAAAUUGGAGGCUCGGACCAGACGAAAGCUAAAAUUGCCUGUUUAGCUGGCUUUAUUUUCAUACUGUGCGGGCUCUGUGCUAUGGCUGGUUGCUCCCUGUAUGCAAAUAGAAUUACGGCGGAAUUCUUUGAUCCCACAUAUAUUGCCCAAAAGUAUGAAUUAGGAGCGGCUUUGUUCAUUGGAUGGGCCGGAUCGGCACUUUGCAUAAUUGGCGGCAGCAUAUUCUGCUUCUCGAUUGCCGAAAACAAUAAAACUCCAAGGAUGGGAUAUACAUACAACAGAGCAGCUUCCGCGAUGUCUAUUCGAACGAAGGGCUGCAAUGCCUCAGCAGACUUAAAAAUGCCUAGAGCCCCUCCAAAGCACUUCGACAAAAAUGCCUACGUGUAGCCAGAUGUCUCCAAGAGUCAGCCUGUGUUUUUUUUUUAAAUCACAUUUGUGCUGUUCAGUCACAGAAUGAUUUUUAAGGAAGAUUUCUGGUGUUGAUAGCACCAGAAAUAAGAAUAUUUUAUAAAUGAACUUUUACCUACUUGAUGUAAAUUUUCCUCUUCCCUAAUUUUAAGAUUUGUACUGAUGUUAUGCAUAAAUUAUAUAUGUAAAUCAUUUGCCAUUUUUUGCUUUCUGUAAAAAAAAAGAACAUAUUUACAAAUAAGGUCACGUCCUAUUGGUUAUGGCUAAUUGGUGUAGAUCAAGGCACCGCAGGUUAAUUUCUAGAUGGGCACCAGUUUUUCUAGAUGUGUCAUUGAACUUGGGCUCAAUUUGAAAGACGUUACAUAGGAUUGUGUUAUCUAUUUUAUGCCUACUCUGAAGGAAGGCCCAAUGGGUUUAGCGGUGCUUACACUCACGUGUUUCAACAGGAUUGCAGUGUGAGCCAAGUAAACAGAAACACAAUCCAAGUCCUUUAUGCUGUGCAAAAACAAUCCUAAUUUUAGACAUUGGUUCCUAAAACUUCAACCUUAUGGGCUGAAACCUAUCCUUCCUGGAUAGUGUUGAGAUUCUGUCACACAAGGCCAGUCCCUCUCCUUCCAGAAUCUCUGAAACCAGCCAAACUCUCUUGGGGAUAUCAUACCUUUCUCAGCCUGACCUGGCCACAGUGAUCCAUGCGAUGGUCACCUCUAGGCUUGAUUAUUGUAACUCGCUCUACGCGGGGCUGCCCUUGAAACUGACCCAGAAACUCCAGUGGGUGCAGAAUGCCGCAGCGAGACUCCUUACGGGGUCCUCGCCGCGGGAUCACAUUCAUCCAGUGCUUUACCAGCUGCACUGGCUCCCAGUGGAGUACAGGGUCAAGUUUAAGGUGAUGGUUUUGACCUUUAAAGCCUUAUGCGGCUUAGGACCCUCAUACCUGCAGGACCGCCUCUCCCGGUAUUAAGGUCCACAAAUAAUAACACACUGGAGAUCCCGAGUCACAAGGUGAUUAGACUGGCCUCGACCAGGACCAGGGCCUUCUCAGUACUAGCCCCGACCUGGUGGAACGCUCUCUCUCAGGAGACUAGGGCCCAGCGGGAGUUGUCAUCUUUUCGUAGGGCCUGCAAGACAGAGAUGUUCCGCUUGGCCUUUGGACUGACUCAGUCUGACCCCAGUAUUACCCUCCCCUAAGGUUUUAUCCUACAGAUAUUUAAAUGAGGUUCCACUUGUAGAUUCCCAUUUUAAAAUUGAAUUUUAACAUUGUAUUUAAUCUGUAUUUUAAUUGAAUUGUUUCUUUUAUGCUUGUUUUGAUAUUUUUGUUGUUAGCCGCCCUGAGCCCGGUCUUGACUGGGAAGGGCGGGGUA